Bradysia coprophila is the source of this 3284-nucleotide messenger RNA. RefSeq lists its product as uncharacterized. NCBI's taxonomy places the organism in Eukaryota, Metazoa, Arthropoda, Insecta, Diptera, Sciaridae. The record is from RefSeq and is a predicted model, not a curated record. Gene Ontology annotation, molecular function: metal ion binding.
UCAGUUUCUAUAGCAAACAUCAAAAAACAAUCAUCACGAUCAUCACCCGGCCGCCUGUCAAAAAUUUGUUGAAAUCAGAUUCCCAUAUUCUCCGAUUGAAUUACAAUGGCUACGCUAAAAUUGCUCGUAUCAGCUAAUGCAAAUGGAACGGUACCCGUUGCUAAAUACGAGUCUCCAUCCACCGGAUUGAAAGUAGUCGUCGCAAAUGUCGAGGGUCCGCUCUGCUGUGGUUUCUUUGUUGUUGCAACGGAAGCACACGAUGAUGAUGGACUGCCCCACACUUUAGAGCAUUUGAUUUUCCUUGGAUCAGAAGAAUAUCCGUACAAAGGAGUGCUCGAUUUGCUAGCUAAUCGCUGUCUAGCAUCCGGGACGAACGCAUGGACGGAUACUGAUCAUACGUGCUAUACGAUGACAACUGCCGGGAAAGAUGGAUUCUUGGAAUUGCUUCCCAUUUAUUUGGAUCAUGUUUUAUUUCCAACGUUGACCGAUAGUGGUUUCAUAACCGAAGUUCAUCACAUCUCUGGAGAGGGUGAGGAUGGAGGUGUUGUUUAUUGUGAGAUGCAAGGUAGGGAGAAUUCCGGCGAGUCGAGAACCCAUUUGGAGUUGAUUAGAGCAAUCUAUCCGAAUUGUGGCUACAGCUCGGAAACUGGGGGAAUAAUGCACAAUCUUCGAACGAGCACAACCAAUAAAAAGGUUCGUCAAUACCAUGCUGACUUCUAUCGACCUGAAAAUCUUACUUGCAUCAUUGCCGGUCAAAUUGAUAUCGAGGAAAUCAGUCGAGCACUGGCACCAUUAGAGAAAAAAAUUCUGUCCAAGCCAUUAAAAGAAGCGUUCGUUAGACCAUGGCAGACGCCAGUUGCAUCAUUCAACGAAUCGGUUAAUAAAAAAGUCGAGUAUCCGGCCGAUGAAGAGGAUUGCGGACUACUUAGUAUCGGUUGGAGAGGACCAAAAUGUACAACGGAAAACUUAAAAUUAACUUCGUGCUCCGUGUUGAUGCGCUAUCUAAGUGAUACAUCGGUUAGCCCACUUCAACGAGAAUUCGUAGAAAUUCCAGAUCCAUUUGCCAGUCAAAUAUCGUUCAACAUUGUCGAAAAUACGGAAUCACUGCUGUAUUUUACCUUUGAGAAUGUUCCAUUGGACAAAAUUGAAGCAAUUCUACCGAAAUUGCAGUCCAUUUUGAAGAACAUUGCAGAUGGGAUCGAAAAAAUUGACACAAAUCGUUUGAGGAAUAUCCUAGAGCGUAGCAUCUUGGAGUAUUUGAGCAAUCUUGAAAGUAAUCCGCACGAAGCUAUCUCAUUUAUGGUUAUCGGUGAUGUUCUGUACGGCAAUACACCGGACGAUUUCGACAUGCGACUGAAUGUCCAUAAGCAACUUGAGUAUCUACAGACUGUAAACGAAUCGUACUGGCUGGAUCUCCUCAAGGAGUACAUGAUCGAUUCGAAAUAUGCGGUGAUCAAAGGUUAUCCUAGCAUUGCCGAACAACAACGAAUCGCGCAAGAUAAAGAUCGCAUUGAAAAGCAACGUGAGGAAUUGGGACCCGAGGGCCUGGAAACUAAAGCAGCAGAACUACUAGAUGCAAUGACAAAGAAUGCUAUACCUCCACCGGACAAAAUGUUAACGGAAGUACCCAUACCUAGCACCGAUGGAAUUCACUUUCAUCCAUCGAAUAUUUAUCGAACCGGCGAUCCCGAUGACCUUCCUGCCGGAUUGGAUCUAAAUGCUUGGCCUGUAUAUUCUGAGGCCAUUGACAUUCACACCAAUUUUGUUUAUAUGAUUGUCGCAUUAAAUACGCACUCCGUGCCGAAAGAACUUCGUCCCUAUCUGCUAAUGCUGUUGGAUUUGAUCAUAGAGUCGCCAAUACGGGACGGUGACACCAUCAUUCCCUACGAAGAAGUUGUCACAGCGCUCGAAAAGGACACCAUUACAAUGGGAACACGCCUUGGCCUGGAAUCGAAUGCAGCGUUCAGUUGUGGUCCAUUUUCGCACACCGCCUCAUUGAUGAUUCAGGUGGAAACGAAGAAGUAUGAAAAGGGCGUAAAAUGGUUGGCUGACCUACUUCACCACACUGAGUUCACAGUGGAUCGGGCUCGAGUUAUUGCCGCUAAAAUGGCCAAUUCUGUUACUCAGGCGAAAAGGAAAGGCAACUUUGUUGUUAAAGAGUUGCUGAAGUCGUUGUAUUACGAAAAUGAUACAAACGUUAAAUUCAGCUCAAUGCUGUAUCAACAGAAAUUUUUGAAUUCCAUAUUAACGAAACUGGGCGAUCCGGAGGCCGCUAAAAGUGUUCUAUCGGACUUAAAUCAAGUGCGUAACAUCAUAACGUCGACCAAAAAUCUUAGCCUACACGUAGCCGCCGAUUGGCGUAAAAUGAGCUCACUUAACAUUGAUUUAAACAGUCCGUGGCAGCUAAUUGCAAGGAAAGAUGAGGCACCGUGCAGAGAAAAGAUGACUAUAAUUCCGGACUGGAAAAUAAUGAAGUCACACGAAAAAAUUUCAUGUCAUGGCUCUGUGGUUGGAAUGGGUUGCAUCGAAAGUGCAUUCCUUUAUCAUGCCUCUCCUUCCGUCUGUUCUUUCAUGGACGCUGAUCUACCCGCCUUAAAUCUAUUUCUUCAAUACUUGACUCAAUUGGAGGGACCAUUGUGGAAACAGAUUCGUGGUGCAGGACUCGCCUAUGGUUACAAUUUGAGUUUAAUGCCUCACGAGGGACUGUUGUAUUUAGCAUUGUACAGGGCCACCAAUGUAACAGCUGCAUUUAAGGAAACUAAAGCUAUCAUUGAAGCACUCCUUCAACCGGAUGGCGUUUGGGAUCCAACUCAAUUAGAAUCCGCAAAAAGUUCAUUGAUUUUCGAGGUCAUCGAGCGCGAGAAAUCCGUUGGUGAUUUGGUCGUACAGUCGUUGUUGUCAACGUUUAAGAUGGUUCCGAAAGACUACAAUCGAUUAAUGGUGAAGAAAAUUAAUGCCGUCACCGUUGACGAUCUUAGACGCGUGGGUCAAACGUAUGUUUCGAGAUUAUUCACCGACGAUGCAAAGACGAUGAUAACUUGCCACCCCGAUAAAGCUAACGACGUGGCGACCUCAUUUUUAGAGUUUGGAAGAAAAUUGACUGUUCAAUCACUGGACGAUAGCCUUUUGGCGCAGUUCUAGUCGCAACGAUUAAUACAAGCAGGUAGCCUUUCGGCACAGGGUUUUCUUUUCAUUAAAAUAAAUCAAAUUGUCACUCUUCCGUAGACUAUUCACUAGGUUGAUGCAAUAAAUUUUUCUUACACGUUUUCUUUGCAACAUAAAAU